AUGUUGUCCUUGUAUUUUAUCUUUCAGUGCGUGCUAUUUUUAUGGAGUUUAAAGAUUAAUCAUCCCAAAACAUUGUUUCUGCUUCGAGGAAAUCAUGAAUGCAGGCAUCUUACAGAAUAUUUCACCUUCAAACAGGAAUGUCGAAUAAAAUAUUCCGAGCAGGUGUAUGAUGCAUGCAUGGAUACGUUUGACUGUCUUCCUCUCGCUGCCCUGUUAAAUCAGCAGUUUCUGUGUGUACAUGGAGGGAUGUCCCCUGAAAUUACUUGUUUAGAUGACAUUAGGAAAUUAGACAGGUUUAAGGAACCUCCAGCCUUUGGGCCAGUGUGUGACCUGCUUUGGUCUGAUCCCUCAGAGGAUUACGGCAAUGAGAAGACCUUUGAGCACUAUAGCCACAACACUGUCCGAGGGUGCUCUUAUUUUUACAGUUACCCUGCGGUUUGUGAAUUUUUGCAGAAUAAUAAUUUGUUAUCAAUCAUCAGAGCCCAUGAAGCCCAGGAUGCAGGGUAUCGAAUGUACAGGAAGAGUCAAACAACUGGCUUUCCAUCACUUAUCACAAUUUUCUCUGCCCCCAAUUACCUAGAUGUCUAUAACAAUAAAGCUGCUGUGUUAAAGUAUGAAAACAAUGUCAUGAAUAUCAGGCAGUUUAACUGUUCUCCACACCCCUACUGGCUUCCAAAUUUUAUGGAUGUUUUCACGUGGUCCUUGCCUUUUGUUGGAGAAAAAGUCACAGAGAUGCUGGUUAACAUUCUGAACAUAUGCUCUGAUGAUGAAUUGAUUUCCGAUGAUGAAAUUGAAGGAGGUACGACAGUCCGAAAGGAGAUCAUCAAGAAUAAAAUCAGAGCCAUUGGGAAGAUGGCACGGGUCUUUUCAGUUCUUCGGGAAGAGAGUGAGAGUGUGCUGACUCUCAAGGGCCUGACUCCUACAGGUACACUCCCUCUGGGGGUCCUCUCAGGAGGAAAGCAGACUAUUGAGACAGCCACAGUAGAAGCGGUAGAGGCCCGGGAAGCCAUCAGAGGGUUUUCACUUCAGCACAGGAUCCGGAGUUUUGAAGAAGCUCGAGGCCUAGACCGAAUAAAUGAGCGGAUGCCUCCUCGCAAAGACAGCCAGCACCCCGACGGGCCCGUGAAACUGGUAAACCCUGUCCACCCAAACGUUGCACACAAGAGCGACCCAGGGAAGAAAAGCCAGUAAUGACUCAACCUGCUGUGAGGUGGAUCCAGAACCUCAGAACAAAUUUUAUUUAUUUAUUAUUGGAAAACAAAACAAUUUAAACCUGGAGGUGCAUUCAUAAUACACUCUGCAUUUAUUCUGUAAGAAAGGCAACCAUUUUAUAAAUUCUUUUAAUUUAUGUUCACUAUAUAUAAGAAGUACAUCUGUUUUGUUUUUCCCUUUUAUUCCUAAUUUUUAGGAAUUGAUCUGGUUGUUGUCAAUACACAUGUGAAGUCUUGUGCUAUAAGGGGACCUUCCCCCAAUAAAAGGGCCUUGGAAACCUCCACUUUAGGUUUCAGACUUGAACUAGCUAGCCUUUUCUCUUGUUUUUAGUAGGCAGUAUCUUUAAUUUCAGACUAAUAACUUUUCAAACAUAAGGGGGUUUUAUUUUAUUUUUAUUUUUUUUUCUCCUACAGGGCACUAUUAUAUAUCAAGAAUCUCUCAGAUUUCAGUGGCAAAAACAUUUCUUCUCAAUAGAAAACUUGAUGAUAGUAAAACUUCCAGGUGAAUAACUUAAACUUAGUGAUUUGAAAGGCCAAGAAGAAUGUUUUCCAUAAUAACUUACUUUCUUCUGGAUUCUCGGUUGCUAUUAGUAUCUUCUAUUAAAGCAAAAUAAAAACUAAUGAGGGAUUUUCUUAGAAUCCCUUGAAAUGUGUUCAUUUCAAUUUCCCUUUUGAACUUUUGGGAGAAAAAGAUUUUCAGAAAGCUUUACCUAUCGCCAAAUACUUUUGCUUUCAUUUUUGAAACCUACGUGAUUUAACCCCACCCACAAAGAAAGCCACCUGCUGUGUAUCGCGGCACCUUCAGCAGUGAGGAGUUGUCGGGGCCCUCCCAUUAUUAGGG
Messenger RNA from Condylura cristata (star-nosed mole), 2052 nucleotides. It is a transcript of the gene PPP3CC, whose product is annotated as protein phosphatase 3, catalytic subunit, gamma isozyme. Gene Ontology annotation, biological process: calcineurin-mediated signaling. The record is from RefSeq and is a predicted model, not a curated record. Lineage: Eukaryota; Metazoa; Chordata; Mammalia; Eulipotyphla; Talpidae. Gene Ontology annotation, cellular component: cytoplasm; calcineurin complex. Gene Ontology annotation, molecular function: calmodulin binding; calmodulin-dependent protein phosphatase activity. The transcript has 11 exons. The coding region runs from base 1 to 1191 and encodes 396 amino acids.